Penicillium maclennaniae is the source of this 960-nucleotide messenger RNA. RefSeq lists its product as uncharacterized. The transcript is spliced from 3 exons. The record is from RefSeq and is a predicted model, not a curated record. NCBI's taxonomy places the organism in Eukaryota, Fungi, Ascomycota, Eurotiomycetes, Eurotiales, Aspergillaceae. Gene Ontology annotation, biological process: D-xylose catabolic process. Bases 1 to 960 code for a protein of 319 amino acids. Gene Ontology annotation, cellular component: cytosol. Gene Ontology annotation, molecular function: D-xylose reductase (NADPH) activity.
AUGUCUACUCCUACCGUUAAGCUUAACUCCGGCUAUGAAAUGCCCCUCGUGGGCUUCGGUCUGUGGAAGGUGAACAAUGACACCUGCGCGGACCAGGUCUACGAGGCCAUCAAGGCCGGCUACCGUCUCUUCGACGGCGCCUGCGACUAUGGCAACGAGCAAGAGGCCGGCCAGGGUGUCGCCCGUGCCAUCAAGGAGGGCAUCGUGAAGCGCGAGGACCUUUUCAUCGUCUCCAAGCUGUGGAACAGCUUCCACGACGGCGAGCGCGUGGCUCCUAUCUGCCGUAAGCAGCUGGCUGACUGGGGCGUUGAUUACUUCGACCUGUACAUUGUGCAUUUCCCCAUCUCAUUGAAGUAUGUCGACCCCAGCGUGCGCUACCCGCCCAGCUGGACCAACGCCGAGGACAAGCUUGAGUUGGGUAAGGCUUCCAUCCAAGAGACCUGGACCGCCAUGGAGAGUCUCGUGGAUCAGAAGCUGGCUCGCAGCAUCGGUGUCAGCAACUUCAGCGCUCAGCUGUUGAUGGAUCUCCUCCGUUACGCCCGUAUUCGUCCUGCAACUCUCCAGAUCGAGCACCACCCCUACCUCACCCAGACCCGCUUGGUGGACUAUGCCCAGCGCGAGGGUAUUGCCAUUACCGCUUACUCGUCCUUCGGACCUUUGAGUUUCCUGGAGUUGGACCUCAAGCAUGCACAGGACACUCCUCCUCUCUUUGAGCACAAUGUCAUCAAGGGUCUGGCUGAGAAGUACAACCGUACCCCGGCACAGAUUCUGCUUCGUUGGGCUACGCAGCGCAAGAUUGCUGUUAUUCCCAAGAGCAACAACCCUACUCGUCUGGCGCAGAACUUGCAGGUCACCGACUUCGACUUGGAGGCUAGUGAGCUUGAGUCUAUCAGUGCCCUGGACAAGGGUCUGCGCUUCAAUGACCCCAUUGCUUAUGGCCUCCCUAUCCCCAUCUUCUAA